This is a messenger RNA of Mizuhopecten yessoensis (Yesso scallop), 1353 nucleotides long. RefSeq names its product complement C1q-like protein 4. The coding region runs from base 12 to 665 and encodes 217 amino acids. The record is from RefSeq and is a predicted model, not a curated record. Gene Ontology annotation, molecular function: protein binding. The transcript has 2 exons. NCBI's taxonomy places the organism in Eukaryota, Metazoa, Mollusca, Bivalvia, Pectinida, Pectinidae.
UCCCGGCAAAUAUGUCUUUUCUUUUCCUUUCAGUCAUUUUGUUUUCUCUGUCUUUGGCUUUCGGAAAUCCGGGAAAAGAUGUCAGCGAGUGGGAAAAAUUGCGAGCAGACGAUAUGAAACUGUUUCAUUCCUUGAAACAGGAACUGAACACAAUACGAGUGGAAAACCAACAGCUCAGUUCGGAUAAUCAGAAACUUUCUGAGAGGCUCAGCGCGUUGGAAUCAACAGAUAGCUUACACAGGUUAGGGCGACAGACUGGAUCCAACGUGGCGUUUUAUGCAAUUAUCAGACAAAACAUUCCACACGUUUCGGAUCACCAAACUCUCCACUACGAAUACACCUACACUAACGACGGUAACGCUUACACUCCAAGUACGGGUGUUUUCACGUGCCCUACGUCGGGGACCUACGUUUUUCACUGGAGCAUCAACCAGGCUGUCCCCACGAGUGGAUUAGGUGGCACAAUCACCACCAGUCUUCUGAAUAACGGCCGCUUUGUGGGCAUGCUCCAGACCGGCGACAACAACGUACCAGCCUCGAGUUCAAACUCCGCCAUAUUGAAUCUACGUGUUGGGGACCGGAUUUACGUGCAAGUAACCCAGGCUAGCAGUGACGCCUACAUUGGCCAGACGUACUCUGGUUUCUCCGGCUUCAAAUUGUUUUAAGAACAUAUUGAAAUAUAUUUCAAAAUCCCAGUGUUCAGAUACUUUUAAUUGUAGACAUUUGCUCAAUGAUUAAAUUUCGGGGCUGAAAUUUCAAUUAAUUAUACAGUAUGUUUAAAUACUUGUGAGAGACGUAUUUUAGCGUUCAUUCGCAAAUAGAAUCGAGCGCAAAAAUCUUGACUCACAAAAAUGUAUAUAAACGCAGGCGCAUAGCUGCCUAUACGCUGUCAUGCAGGUGAAUCCACCAAAUUUUUAAACAGAAAAAAACCCCAAAGAAAACAAAAACGCUGCUUGUUGUACCCCUUGCCCCCUAGCAAGGCCCUGUCCUGGACAAGUUCUUAAAUUAAUCCACUCCGAACAAGGGCUAGUUAUGACCUUGGAUCACAUGUAGAUAGUAUUUUUUAAUUGUUUAUUUCGUGAACUUAAACUCUUGUAAAUAAAACAUUUUACAAAACAAUUGCUGGAAAAAAAACACAUUCGCAAAUGUUAUGUGAUUUUUAGUUGAUGUUCGACUUCCGAGGGUCAUAUUGUCUAAAAUGAUAACAGAUUUGCUUAAUGAUAAAGCUUUAGGGCUCAUUUUGUAGGAGACGUACUCGAUGGGUAAAUCAAGAUGCUCCAUCAUCGGGAUCAAAAUUGUCUUUAAUUUAAUUUGUUUAAAUUAUUGUUGUAGUCCGAAAGUGUUCUAUUUUUU